Molecule: messenger RNA, 2130 nt
Organism: Botrytis byssoidea
Lineage: Eukaryota; Fungi; Ascomycota; Leotiomycetes; Helotiales; Sclerotiniaceae
Exons: 2
Coding region: 1-2130 (709 amino acids)
Source: RefSeq, a predicted model, not a curated record
AUGCUAUUCCGUGGGUUGAGUUGGUUAAGGCUGCUCACGAUGUUUGUGUUUUCACGUCUUCAGUAUCUUUCUUUCUUCGUCUCUGUGGUAUUCCAGCAUGCGUCGGCACUUUCGAAUUCUGAUACCUCGUUGACGCUUUUGUAUCAGAAUAAUCUUAAUGCUUCUGAUGAUGUCAAUCACGUGGGCUUUAUUCUUCUAGACCCUCACUCCCCUAAAGAUGCAUCCGCAGCAUGUAAGGCGUUGAAUGAAACGCUACUCAGCAGUAGCAUCAUCAAAAGCCAUACAUCUGAUUUUCUCCUCCCGCUCUCAUAUCAAGCAUAUCGUGGUCGCUCGUCGUCUUCUCAGCUAUAUAUAAUUAACGAUGGAGUGAUUUCCUACGACGCCGCUCACGGAUUGAGCUUCCCGAAGUCUACCUCUGGUAAUGCAAAGUUACCGGUUCUUUGUACACAAUCCAGCAAAGAAAGUCAAUCCGGAACCGCGGUUGCUACAGACGCCAAUGAGGUUUCUCUCGUCGCGGGCGGAAAUACAUAUAUUGGAUAUCGCAACCAGAAAUCGUUCCGCUUUCUCGGGAUUCCGUAUGCGAAUCCGGCCGCGCGAUUUGUCUAUUCCACACCGUACUCGCCGACCGGGAAAACGAUCCAAGCAACCGCAUAUGGCGCACAGUGUCCACAAUCUUCGAGUGGGAGCGAGGAUUGUUUGUUUCUCAAUAUCCAAACUCCGCAUAUUCCCAAAGCGAAAUCGACGAAGGAUUUGAGACCAGUGAUGUUUUGGAUCCAUGGUGGUGGGUUUGUGGGGGGCAGUGGUGCGGAUCAAUUGAGUGAUGGCGGUGAUUUGGCGAGUAGAGAGGAUAUCGUCGUUGUGAAUGUUAAUUAUAGACUUUCUGUUCUGGGGUUCCUGGCUAUUCCUGGGACGAACAUUACGGGAAAUUAUGGGAUUGCGGAUCAAAUCAAUGCUCUGGAGUGGACAGUGAAAAACAUUGCUGCGUUUGGAGGAGAUCCAAAAAGAAUCACGAUCAUAGGAGAAUCCGCCGGUGCAGGAUCUGUCCGCACACUUCUAGGCUCGCCACCCGCAAUCGGGAAAUUCCAAGGAGCAGUUGCCAUGUCCAAUCUUGGUGGUGGCGUCGAUCUUGGUCUUACCGGUGACUAUGCAACUACCUACUCCUCAUAUCUCACCAUCCCCGAAUCCUAUGCUCUCGCCGGCCAAAACAUUUUCCUAGCAGCGGGAUGCAACCAGUCUAAUCUCUCUGCCCAAAUUGCGUGUCUGAAGAAUGUGCCCGCUCUAGAUUUGGUUGCGGUCGGCUCUGAGGCGCGUUAUGUUGUCCAAGAUGGUCACUAUGUAAAUACAGCUGAGCUCGACCUUGUGAAUCACAACGGAAGCACCGCUCACGUCGAUGUCAUAUUCGGCGUCACUGCCAACGACGGUGCAUCCAUCGGCACCAACUACCCAACUACUCCGGUCACAUCCGAAGUCUCCGGCAUCGCGGCUUCCCUCGGUAUAUCCACAUCUUAUGCUCAAUCCAUCAUCGACAGCGGACUCUUCCCCUUCUACGACACGGGCAACCUCACGCUCGACGCCUUCAACGUAUCGCAGCGCGUCGCCACGGAUAAAGAUUUCCGCUGUGUGGAUCAAGCCACCGUGUAUGCGGGGUCGAAAAAUGGCAUUUUUAAAUCAAGCUACUUCUACCAGAUGGGACGCACGGUUGCGGGCUGGGAUCCGAAUGGACUCGGGGGACCACCGUCUUCGCCGGGCUAUCCGGAUGGGAAUCCAAAUUUGCCGUAUUUUCGAUUUCAUGGCGCGGAUAUGCCGUGGGUGUUUGGAGCGUUUAAUACGGGGUUGGAGUUUAGAGAUCAGGAGGAUUGGUGGAGCGUUCAGUUGAGUGUGAGUUAUUUUGGGGCGUUUGUGAGGACUGGCAAUCCGAAUCCUGAGGAGGGGUUCCUGAAGAGUAGAGGAUAUGCGACGGUGCAGAAGGGGGUUAGGGAGGUGGGCAAGUGGAAGGAGGUGAGCGUGGAUGGGGAGAAGGGCAGUAUGAUGGUGAUUGAUUGGCCGGGGAAGGUGGAGGAGUUUGCGGAUUUGAAACAGUGUGAUUGGUUGGGGUAUCCGGUGGAUUAUUAUGUGAAGGGGGGGAUUUAG